AGAAAGAUGGGAGAAUCUGAUAGAUAUCUAACCGAAUAAUUAACAUAAAAUGACGGGUUUUUGCGGCUGAUUUCCACUUGACGGAGGAUCCAGCGUUGGCACCGGUUUGAGCUCCAGCAGACACCGAGAAAGAUUGGUGUCAUAAUUUGUACCACCGGGGAGCUCCUGUUGGAACAGGAAAGUCUGUCAGCAGUGUCUGUCCCUAGAAGUGGAGAGCAUCAGACCUCUAUUUUAUCAUGAACAUUGUGCCCGCCGUCUCCGGUUGAAGCAGGAUCACCACCACACAUUCACACAAUUGGUGACAAACGCAAAUUAAGCAGGAAUAUAUACAGACACUUGAGGUCGUACUUCAGUUUAGCUGUCAGCUGUAUUCUUCUAUUUAGCAGAAGAUGUACGGUAGUGCCCGCUCUGUCGGCAGAGGGGAUGCCAAUCAUAGUGGUGGAAGAGAUGGAGGUGGUACUGGCAAUCAGGGAUCUGGCCGUUCCCCUCGCCUUCCCCGUUCUCCUCGGAUGGGACACCGCCGCACCAACAGCACCGGAGGCAGUGGAGGGGGUCCUGGAGGAGCGGGAGGCAAGACGCUUUCCAUGGAGAACAUCCAGUCCCUCAACGCCGCGUACGCCACCUCCGGACCAAUGUACCUGAGUGACAAUGAGGUUGCCAUGGCGGGGGAACACCUUCCCAAGAGUGGCGGGUCAGUGACGACCAUGGGGAGACAGAGGGUGACGUAUGGGUCGAGGGGCAGCAACAGUGGAGUUGUGGCCGCUAGCACCCCCAACAUCUCCACCUCAGUGCCUGGGAAUGCUGUGCUGCCAGCAGGCAUGAUGGCAGGUGAUGCUCUAGCUUUUGGGGACCACCACAUGGCCUCCACCGUGCCCCAUUCUCUAAGGCAGGCCAGAGACAACACCAUACUUGACCUGCAGGCCCAGCUGAAAGAGGUGCUGCGUGAGAAUGAGAUGCUGCGGCGAGAAGUGGAAGUGAAGGAGAGCAAGCUCAGUUCCUCCAUGAAUUCUAUCAAGACCUUCUGGAGCCCAGAAUUAAAAAAAGAGCGAGCUCUCAGGAAAGAUGAAGUUUCUAAGAUCACUGUCUGGAAGGAACAAUACCGUGUGAUUCAAGAUGAAGCACAGCAUCUCCAGAUGACUGUUCAGGCUCUUCAGGAUGAGCUGAGGAUCCAGAGGGAUCUGAACCAGCUGCUGCAGCAAGACCCCGCCAGCCAAGGCCGGGACCUGGCCCUGACAUCUGAACCUACGGAGGAGAACUACCGGCGGCUACAGGCCGAGCACGAGAGGCAGGCCAAAGAGCUCUUCCUCCUUAGAAAGACCCUGGAGGAGAUGGAACUGAGGAUUGACACACAGAAGCAAACUCUGGGAGCCAGAGACGAAUCCAUCAAGAAACUUCUGGAGAUGCUGCAAAGCAAAGGGCCAUCUGCCAAGGCAUCAGAGGAGGACCAGGAGCGGACAAGGAGACUGGCUGAUGCAGAGAUGCACAGGCAUCACCUUGAGAGUUUACUGGACCAGAGAGACAGAGAGAUUACUGCACUAAGAGAGCAGGAGCUGCACCGUCGAUACGAGGGAACCCCUGAAUCCACCAAAACUAAGGCUCUACAGACUGUCAUAGACAUGAAGGAUGCAAAAAUCAAUUCAAUGGAGCGGGGCCUGAGAGACAUGGAGGAGGAGUUACUAAUGAUGAAAUCCAACGGACUCCUGAGCUGCGAGGAGCGUCAGGAGGAAAUGAAGCAGAUGGAGGUCUACCGCAGCCACACCAAGUUCAUGAAGAACAAGAUGGAACAAGUGAAGCAGGACCUCUCCAGGAAGGACACUGAGAUGCUUGGUUUGCAGACCAAACUGGAGACGCUCACCAACCAGUUUUCAGACAGCAAGCAGCACAUUGAAGUCCUCAAGGAGUCCCUCACUGCCAAGGAGCAGCGAGCUGCCAUCUUACAGACAGAGGUGGAUGCCUUGCGCCUGCGUUUGGAGGAGAAGGAGGCAACUCUGAAUAAGAAGAGCAAGCAGAUACAAGAAAUGUCGGAAGAGAAGGGUACACUCAACGGGGAGAUCCACGACCUCAAGGACAUGCUGGAGGUUAAGGAGCGCAAAGUUAAUGUGCUACAGAAGAAGAUUGAGAACCUGCAGGAGCAGCUGAGGGACAAGGAGAAGCAGAUGAGCAGCCUGAAGGAGAGAGUGAAGUCUUUGCAGGCAGACACUUCUAACACUGACACUGCUCUCACCACACUGGAGGAGUCUCUUGCAGAAAAGGAGCGCAUCAUUGAGCGUUUAAAGGAGCAGCGAGACAGAGACGACCGGGAGAAGACGGAGGAGCUCGACUGUAACAAGAAGGAACUGAAAGAGUUGAAGGAGAGAGUGAGUUUACUUCAGGGAGACCUGUCAGACAGAGAGACGUCGCUGUUGGACCUGAAGGAGCAUGCAUCAUCUCUGGCCUCCUCAGGGCUGAAGAAAGACUCUAAACUCAAGAGUCUGGAGAUCGCCUUGGAGCAGAAGAGGGAGGAAUGCCUCAAACUGGAGAACCAGCUUAAGAGAGCUCAAAAUGCAGCCCUGGAGGCUCAGGCCAACACCGAGCUGGCCGAGCGCAUUAAGAACCUUGAGCAGGAAGUGGCCCGCCACAAAGAGGAUUCUGGGAAAGCCCAGGCUGAGGUGGACCGCCUGCUGGAGAUCCUUCGGGAAAUGGAGAAUGAGAAGAAUGACAAGGACAAAAAGAUCAAUGAGCUGGAGAGUUUGACCUCCAGGCAGAUGAAGGAUCAGUCGAAGAAGGUGGCGUCUCUGAAGCACAAGGAGCAGGUAGAGAAGAGUAGGAACGCUCGACUCAUGGAGGAGGCCAGGAAGAGGGAGGACAACCUGUCGGAGAACUCCCAACAGGUGAAGGACAAUCUGCGUCAGAAGGCGGAGCGCAUUGAGGAGCUGGAGGAGGCCCUCAGAGAGAGCGUUCAGAUCACUGCUGAGCGAGAGAUGGUACUGGCACAGGAGGAGGCUGCCAGGUCACUCCAGGAGAAACAGAUGAUUCCCCCUCUUCUAGCCUUGUCCCAGAACCGCAGUAAGCUCAAGCUUUACAUCGCUCACCUGACAGACCUCUGCCACGACCGGGACCCCAGCAUCCUCAGCCAGCUCACGCCACCCUCUCACUACCACCACAGCGACCCCGAAGACUGGGAGGAGGAGCUCCAGAAGAUGAGUGUGGAACAGUUGGAGCGGGAGCUGGAGGUGUGUGAGAAGGAGAGUGGAGAGCUGCAGGAGUAUGCCAACUCCGUUCUCCAGCAGAUAGCAGACUACUGCCCCGAUAUCCUGGAGCAGGUUGUCAAUGCCCUGGAGGAGUCAUGCUGACAACUCUGACCUCAGACACAACCCAGCUGACGCCUGGUCUUCACCUGUAGCUGAGCCCCUCCCCCUACCUCCACUCAGCGAGGCUCCUGUAAGCAUGAGAGAAAGCUGGGGCAUUAUCUCACCCCACUGAGCAUUUCUUCCUCACUCCCCUCGUCCGCCCUGGAACAAACUUUCUUAACUUAGAAGUGCUUUCCUGUCUCGUGUGUCUCUCUAAUGUCAGGCAUGCAAAAUUGAAUUAGGGAUGUUCACAAAGUCUGGAAGUGUUACCAAAUAUGGCACUUUGAGUAAAUAUCCGAUUACUCUCUGGCAGUCCUGGUAGAUGGCGGUGUCGCAGUGGAAAGAGAAGUUAUAAGCUCAACCUUUUUAGCAUUUGUGAACUCACCAAAUUCAAUUUUUGCUCGUAGUAUACUUUAAUAAUAUAAUUGCGCACCUGUAUGUCAGGCACAGGUGCGUUGGGAGAGAAAGGAUAUCGGAUGAAAGAAGCCAACUUCCGCACAAAGUCUUGGAGUUUUACUGCCAACCUUUACUCUCCCUAGACGUCUUCAUUCACAGCCGGAAGCACAGAUACCUCACUCACUUCUAUCUCAGAUUCCUCUCACAAAUCUUUUCUAAAGGGAGUACAUUUAUUCCUCACAUGGGGCAGGAAAGCACUCGGUGUUAGAAGUUAACUGGGGAGCUGCUACAUCUAGAGGGGAGCAGAGAGGAGUUCAGUGGGUAAAUCACGGAGCCAUGUUAGACGCUUGUUUCGUAUUUUAGUCGGUGUUCCCUAGCUAAUAGGAUGGAAACCAGUCACUAGUUAGAAAUGCAGAGACUGGUGGCCGAUCAUCUGAACACUUAGGAGAUGCCACUUUUUAACCAAAUAAAUGCAGCAUGUUCUCCAAAUGUUUCCUCUCCCGGCUUUGAGCUGUGGAUGUGUCGUCGUAGCCAGGACUAAACUGUAGGUACGUUACUUUUCUUUUUUUUUUUACUGUGUCGUCUGUGGUCAUCGACAUAAGAGGGGGAUCAAGCCCUGACCUUUUGACACGGAUCAAAGGUCAGCUUUUAGUUACACUAUGUUCUCAAAUAUGAGUGUCUGAGUGAGAGAGAGAGGAAACAAGAAAAAGCUUUUACUCUUGGUGACGUAUUCAGUUUUUAGAUGGUUUUGCACACAACGUCCACUUGUUUAUGAGGUAUGCAAUGUUUCUUUUUGAGAACGUUCUAGUGGCCUUGGAGCAUGCACAGAGAUCAGUACUGGACCUAAUGCAGGGAUAUUUAUUUCUCUGUAAUAUUGGUGCUAAGGCAUGAUGUAAGAACUUUUGAUCUGAUCCACUGAUCAUUCAGUCUCAUCCAAAGUUUCUAUCGAUGUUACUUAAAGCCCACCUGAUCUUUAGUUUGUUGACUGAAUCACUGAAGAAUACAAGCGACCCCCCCCUCUCCCCCCUUUUUCUUUUUUUUUCUUGUAUUUUUCAGAUCACUUACAAAUGCAAGUGAUGCCUCCUUUUUAUUGUAUUUUUUGAAAUCUUCAGGGCUGAGGUUUUUAAUUACUAAGUGCAUCUACAUUUACAGGAAAUGAAAGUCACUUUUCAGCAGAUUUUGACUUUUUAGAUGAGUUUGUAAAUAACGUGAUAUUUAACACGUACAGUGACUGAAUAAAGGUAAUUAAGUGGAAGGUGUUGUGCAUUAUUUAAAAAAAUAAUAAUAAUCUGAAAAGUUAAAAGCAGUGCAGUUGUCUUUUUGUCUAAUUUUGUCUUCAGGACAAAAUGUGUGUGUGUGACAGUACUGCCAUAACUUGCGGAAAGUCAUGUUCUAUAGAGAUAUAUAUAUAUAUAAAUAUAAUACAUAUAUAUAUAUAUAUAUAUAAAAAUGUUUACUGUAUGGAUAUGCAUUGAAUGUUUGCACAGAAUCUUGAAGAGCGAGCUGCUCUGAACAAAAAUGGCCGUCGAGUUAGUGUCCUCAGCACAAACUGAGGAGAAAAGUGUCAAAAAAAUCUUUUGUGUCAAAAUAAUGUGUGAACUACAAACGUUUUCAAAACCGUGACUGUGUGAUGGGAGAGUACUUUUCUUGCAUUCAUUUCUAAUUCAUUCUUUUUAUAUAUUUUCACCAUAAGGUGAUGUAAAUGUAUUAUCCUGAGAUUCCAGUGUUGUUCUGUUACUUCAGCAGUUUAUUUUUCUUCUUCUUUCUGUUGGUUGAUGUCGAAGGCAGACUGUGCCUGAUGGAUAAAAAUGAGUCUCCAACCAUCAUGGCCCCUCCUGCUGUUAUUAAAAAAAAGAAAUGUAACAUGGGAGAAAAAUAAAAAAACACACUGCAUCCAGAAGUUUUUCUAACAAACUUUAGAUUUACAGAUAACUUUAGGUGGGUGGAUUUUACUGAAAACAAGACACACCCCCUCAGGUUUGGAGGAUGUUAGUUGGAUGCUUAUUUUUGUACUUCUUGUCUGUCAAACCCUCUUGGAGUGGACUUUUUUUAUUUCUAACCCCCCUCACCUUUCACCUCCGUGUUCGGAGAAAGAAGAAAGCAUUGUUUAAGUGUUUCCCUUACUUUGGCCUGUGUGUCCCUGCCCUUGCCUUAAUGUCUCGUCAUCUCUUUUUCUCGACUCCUUAUUGAGGAACACAGAGCUGAUUAAGGGGCUUCUGUCAAAGUUCAUGGUAUUUGUUUUUCCUCCUUUCUUUUGCAUUUGUAUAGGAAAUGUACUGCCUUCUGUCUGUUCGUGUUAAUCAAAACUGUGUAAAAAGAAAGCAAAGCAGACAUGUUUGUGAGUUAUUUGGAUUUUGUAUGUAUGUAAAUAAAUAAAUUAUAAGCCUUG
Morone saxatilis (striped sea-bass) is the source of this 6114-nucleotide messenger RNA. Its product is annotated as ELKS/Rab6-interacting/CAST family member 1-like. NCBI's taxonomy places the organism in Eukaryota, Metazoa, Chordata, Actinopteri, Moronidae. Gene Ontology annotation, cellular component: cytoskeleton of presynaptic active zone. Gene Ontology annotation, molecular function: structural constituent of presynaptic active zone. The record is from RefSeq and is a predicted model, not a curated record. Gene Ontology annotation, biological process: neuromuscular synaptic transmission; regulation of synaptic plasticity; maintenance of presynaptic active zone structure.